Papaver somniferum (opium poppy) is the source of this 1119-nucleotide messenger RNA. RefSeq names its product gibberellin 2-beta-dioxygenase-like. Gene Ontology annotation, biological process: gibberellin catabolic process; response to light stimulus. Lineage: Eukaryota; Viridiplantae; Streptophyta; Magnoliopsida; Ranunculales; Papaveraceae. The record is from RefSeq and is a predicted model, not a curated record. Bases 41 to 1114 code for a protein of 357 amino acids. The transcript has 3 exons.
ACCACCACCAUUUUCUCUGCAUUCUGGUUCUUCGAAAACAAUGGUUGUUCUCUCAAAACCUUCUCCAUUGAAACAAGAUUUCACAAUCAAAACCAGUAAACAACAUGGAAACACUUGUGUUGUGAAUGGUAGUAUUCCUGUAAUUGACUUAUCAAAGUCUGAUGCAAAAACGCUUCUUGUCAACGCUUGUGAAGAACAUGGAUUCUUCAAAGUCAUUAACCAUGGAAUACCUAUGGAUUUAAUGAAUAAACUAGAGUCUGAAGCUGUUAAGUUCUUCAAAUUACCUCAAUCAGAAAAAGAUAAAGCUGCUCCUGCUGACGGCCCAUUUGGAUAUGGCAACAAAAAGAUUGGUCCAAAUGGUGAUGUUGGUUGGAUUGAAUACCUUCUUUUCAAUACCAACAACCUUGAUUCUGGUUUCUCUAAACUGCUCAAUUCAUCCAAUGAAACCCCAGAGGUUUUCAGGUCUCUUUUGAAUAACUAUAUAGAGUUAGUGAAGAAGUUAGGCUGUUUAGUUCUCGAGUUACUGGCAGAUGGAUUAAAGAUUGAACCAAGAAAUACACUUAGUAGAUUGCUUGAAGAUGAAGAAAGUGACUCAUUUUUCCGUCUAAACCAUUACCCUCCAUGUCCUGUAAAUAGCAGAGACGUAGUUGGUUUUGGAGAACACACUGACCCACAGACAAUCUCUGUAUUAAGAUCAAACAACACCUCUGGUCUUGAAAUUGCUGACAUUAAGAAUGGGUCUUGGAUUCCUGUUCCAUCUGAUCAAAAUUCUUUCUUCAUCAUUGUUGGCGAUUCUCUACAGGUGAUGACUAAUGGGAGGUUCAAAAGUGUGACGCACAGAGUGAUUCAGAACAGUAUGAAAUCUAGGGUCUCGAUGAUAUAUUUUGGUGGGCCACCAUUAAGACAAAAUAUAGCACCCCUACCAGCAAUGUUAUCACGUGGAAAAGAGAGUUUGUACAAGGAGUUCACAUGGUCUGAAUACAAGAAGUCAGCGUAUAAAUCAAGAUUGGCUGAUAACAGGCUCUGCAACUUUGAGAAACAACCCCUUCUUCCUAUUGCUGCUUUGACUAUUGAUGCUGAAUGCAUAACCGAUGAGGUUUUAAAAGAAGAUUAGAGGAA